AUGCACACGCCGAUCCCAAGCCGGACCGGUCUUUUCACCCUGCUUUCCGCGCUACUACCUGCAGCGGAUGCAGCAGCAACAGUGAUCGGGGCGGCGUCGGCAAGUCCACCACUGCCGGUGCGCCUCAUUGCCUUCCCUCCUCCCCACCUCCCCUCCUCUCCGCCUCUCCGCCUCUCCGCCUCAGCACCGUGCCCCAAGUUGCUUCCUCUCCGCACAUCAUAUCCCACCCUCCCCUCUCCCCCUCCCCCUCCCCACCUCACUCCCCCUUCCCCCUCUGUCACCUCUCUAUCCCCUUCUCAAUCUUUCUUCCCACCCGCCUCCCUUUCACCCUUACUCCUUUUCCCUUCCUCCUCCCCAUCCCCUUCUCCACCUCCCUAUCCCCCUUCCCCUCACUCCUCCCUCCCCCCUCCUUCCCUUCUCCCUCCCCUUCACAGCAUGCCACAGGCUUCCACGCACGCUCUGCUCACAUCUGCCUUCUUCCAUUUGCUUACCACCCUCCCUACCCCUGUUAUCCCAUGCCUCUCAGCACAUGCCCGUGAUUCCAUUCCUCCCCCUGCGUACCCACUUAUCACCCCAUGCCCAUCUCCCACUAUCCCCCCAUCCUCCCCUACCUCCACAUCUCCUCUACCGCCCUUCCCUCCAUUCCCCCCUUCCCCAUUCCCCCAAUCUUUCCAUUCACCCUUCCUUACAUCCCCCAUAUCCCCCCGUCCCCCAUCCCGCCUUCCCCAUCUCCCAUCCCCCAUCACUCCUCCCCCCAAUCAUCUUUCCCCUCUCCCUCCAUUCCCCCAUGUCUCCGUCCCCCAUCCCCCAUGCCCUGCAGUGCCGCUCCCAUCGCCUGCACGUUCAACUGCCUUCGGCCCGUCACUGCCCAACCUGCUCGGCCUGCACUGUGGGGCUGCUGGAUGCCGACGUGUUCGGCCCCUCAUUGCCCAACCUGCUUGGCCUGCACUGUGCCACUCCCUCCCUUCACCCCUCCCUACCGCAGUGAACCUAGCAGUAGCCCUUUCACGCCACAUGCGCCUGCAGGUGGGGCUACUAGACGCGGACGUGUUCGGCCCCUCACUGCCCAAGCUACUCGGCCUGCACACAGCUGGCCGCCCCGUGCUGGCAUCACCCUCCCCCAAUGCGCGCAUGCUGCCACUGCAGGCACACGGCGUGCUCUGCAUGUCCAUGGGCUUCCUCAUGCCUGCUGACGUGGCGGCCGUGUGGCGCGGGCCCAUGGUGAUGGCCGCGGUGGAGAAGCUUGUAAGGGGGACGGAGUGGGGGCGGCUGGACGUGCUCGUGGUGGACAUGCCGCCCGGCACGGGUGACGUGCAGCUCAGCAUGAGCCAGAGGGUCCGCUUGUCAGGAGCGGUGGUGGUGUCGACACCGCAGGACCUCGCACUGAUGGAUGCGCGGCGGGGAGUGACCAUGUUCCGACAGGUCAACGUGCCGGUGAGCCAUGGGGUUGUGGGAUGGUGGGCGAUGGGGUUGUGGGAUGGUGGGCGAUGGGGUUGUGGGAUGGUGGGCGAUGGGGUUCUUGGAUGGUGGGCGAUGGGGUGGGUGCUCUGCUGGUGGGAUGGUGCAAUGGUGGGAGCUGUGUUGGGAGUGGUGGAGAACAUGAGUUACUUCACCUGCCCGGCCUGCUCCCACCGCUCAAACAUCUUCGGCCAUGGAGGGGCCCGACAGGCUGCCGCUGACCUGGAGAUCGAGUUUCUGGCAGAGGUGCCUCUGCUGCCGUCCAUCCGCAGUCGCUCAGACAGCGGCCUCCCCGUUGCUCUCGGCGCCUCAGCCGCUGCUGCUAGUGGGAUAGAAAGCAGGGCAGCAGACAGUGGGUCGGCUGAUAGUGGUGCAGCCGAAGGCGGGGCAGCCCAAGUAGGGGGAACAGAAGCUGGAGGGGCAGAAGGUGGGGGAGCAGCAGAGGAGGGGGCAGGCACUGGGAGUGGUGGGGCAGAGGAGGCAGUGGUGGCGACAUAUGAGCGCAUGGCGAGGAGGGUGUGGGAGAAACUGGAGGAGCGAGCACUUGAGGGUGGAGGCACGACGAGUGAAUUGUGCUGGAGCCCUCCCGCCUACGCACGUCCGCGUGAUGCGCUCAUCCGCCCCACGCGGUGCCCUGCCCUGACCUGCAGUGAAGGGACCAGUGCGAACGCGGCUCAGGUGCGGCUCGGUGCCCGCCCCUCUGUCCCCUCCCCACAACCCGGCUUAUCACCUCUCCCACAGAUGCCGCACGCGGCCUGCUUCUAUUCCCCGAUCCGCCUUCCUCCCCCGUCUCCACUUGCACUGAUCAUCACCCCAGGGGGCGUAAUCUCCUGCACGUGCCACGGAUGCCAGCAGUGGAAGGCCUUCACAGCUGGCAGGCUGAGCUGGCCUGCCACGUGGCAGGUAGCCACUGGAGCAGGCGAGGGGAGUAGGGAGGCGAGCGAGCAGCAGCAGGAACAUCCUGAUUCUGAGAGGCACCGUGGGGGGUGCGCGGUGGGAGUGAUGCCAGCAGUGGGAGAGGGGGGGCAGGGCAGUGGGCCGGGCAUGGCAGCAAGGGUGCACUACGAGGUGCUCACACAGGAGAUGCUGCUCGCCCUCGCUGCUUACAUCCGGUCAGACACUCACACUCCAAUGUCCGUCAUACUCCAGUCCAGCAAUCCCAGCCCCUCCUUGUCUCUCUUGUCUCUCUUCCUUACUGCCGUGGUUGCUGUCUCCUGUAGCAAUGGAGCGGAAACUGUCGAAAACACUGGAGAAUCCGGGGCGAGCGUGCAGGGCACUACAGGCGCACGAGUGGGCUCACAUCCCUCACCGUGCUGGAGGUGGGCCGCUGCCGCUGCCGCUGCUGCUGCUGCUGCCGCCGCCGCCGCUGCUGCUGCUGCUGCUGCUGCUGCUGCUGCUGCUGCUGCUGCUGCUGCUGCUGCUGCUGCUGCUGCUGCUGCUGCUGGGGGUGCAGUGCAGGCAGGAGCGAGGCACAUUGUGGCGGAUUCGUGCUGCGAAGCUUCACACCCAAGCUCCUGCUCGUUCAUUCUCACAGUGGGGGUUUAUCUCUUCCUUCCCUGCACCUGUCCAUUGCAACCUUACCAUGUCAUUCUGAGAUCUCCCUCCCCUCCCCUGCCUCACCAUUUGCUCAGAUACUCACCACUCUCUUCUCCUCACCCUCAACUGCCAUUGCUCAGAUGGAAGCAUGUGCCGGCAUGCACUCCUCAGAUGGAAGCAUGUGCCGGCAUGCACUCCUCAGAUGGAAGCAUGUGCCGGCAUGCACUCCUCAGAUGGAAGCAUGUGCCGGCAUGCACUCCUCAGAUGGAAGCAUGUGCCGGCAUGCACUCCUCAGAUGGAAGCAUGUGCCGGCAUGCACGCUUCUUCAUAUCUGCCCGUCUCCACUCCUCUCAACAAUCUUCAUCUUCUCUCGCCCCUCCCGCGUGCGGCAGGCAGGUGGGGGCAGGCGAUGGCCUGCUGGCCUGCAAGCUGCGGCAGUGCUUGCGAGAGUGGGGCGCAGACGGGGAGGGUGCAGAGUGGGAGGGCGAGGAGGGUGAGAUGAGGGAGGAAGGGGGACAACAACAUGAAGAACAGGGAGGAGGGAGGAGGAAUGGCAGGAGGAGGGACACGGAGAGGGGGACUGGCAGUGAGUGGGUGAGGUUGGAGGGGCUGUGGAUGAGAGUGAUCGCCACUGAUGCCAUGCCUCGUAGGCUGCCUGGCGGUGUCGCUGCCACACGCAGCCUCGCUGGUGCCGACUAUGGUGAUUCGAGGGAGGGCAGUGGAGGUCCAAGGGAGGGCAGCGGAGGUCCAAUGGACAUUGAUCAUGUGGAGGCAGGCGAGGAAGUGAUAGCGUGUGAUGCAGAAACUGCCAUUGCGGCAUACAAGCCCCAUAUUGUGAUCGCAUGCUGGAUGCCCCUAGGAGUGGACUGGACGGUAGCCAUGCGGCGGCAGGCGUCAGUGAGGGAGUAUAUCCUCGUGGGGGAGAAGGAGGGCGGCAUUUGCGGUCAUCACCUGCUGACGUGGCGCUUCCCUGGCUUGAAGACGUGGCGACGGGGUGGCAGGCUGAAGCGGAGAAGAGAGAGGGCAGAGAAGGAGAAAGUAGAAGAGGAAUACGCGAAAGAGAAAGACGGGGAGGAAGAGGAGAAAGAGAAAGAAGAGGAGGAAGAGAAAGAAGAGGAGGAAGAGGAGGAAGAGGAGGAAGAGGAAGAAGAGGAGGAAGAGGAGGAAGAGGAAGAAGAGGAGGAAAAGAAUGAUGAGGGGAAAGAGGAGGGUGCGGGGGAGGGCAAGGAGUGGAAGCAGGAUGACAAUGAAGUGGAUAAUGGGGGGGAGCAAUUGCUGGUUUGUGCUGUAGCAUGUGGCAUGUAA
Closterium sp. NIES-65 is the source of this 4299-nucleotide messenger RNA. NCBI's taxonomy places the organism in Eukaryota, Viridiplantae, Streptophyta, Zygnematophyceae, Desmidiales, Closteriaceae. The record is from the annotation of a GenBank genome assembly.